This is a messenger RNA of Microthlaspi erraticum, 1110 nucleotides long. The record is from the annotation of a GenBank genome assembly. Lineage: Eukaryota; Viridiplantae; Streptophyta; Magnoliopsida; Brassicales; Brassicaceae.
AUGUCUAACGUUCGUCCAUGGUUCCGUCUCUCUAGCAUUGCAAGGCCUACAUCACAAGGUUCAAGCGACCCACCUCCUCCACCUCAGCCCCGACAGACUCCUCGCCGUCCGGUCAUAGUCCGGCCACCGGCAAAACAACCGUCACCUCCACGUCAGCAACAACCUCCUUCCCCUCCACGUCAGCAAACUCCUCCACUUCCACCUCCUCAAGAGCGGUCCCCAUAUAACUCACCUCCAAGCCGCCACAUGUCACCACCGACCCCACCAAAGGCUAAGUCGCCUCCACCGCCACCGCCUCGCUCGUCAUACACGCCGCCACCAUCUCCCAAGGAGGUUCAAGAAGCCUUACCACCGCGUAAACCAACUUCACCACCGAGUCCAGCUCAUUCAACUCACUCCAUAAAAUCUGAUUCAGAGAGUCCUCGAAAAGGACCAUCACCGAGAGUACUCUCUCCUUACUCUCUCCCACCUUCUCAGAUACAUUCCGAACGCGAAACCACUCAGAAAAACAUUCUCACAGCCGAAAAAACAAGCCAACUCCACGAACAAAAUCAUCACAACCAAACCUAUAACCAUAACCAAAACCAUAACCAAAACUAUAACCAUAACCAAAACCAUAACCAAAACUAUAACCAAAACCAUAACAAUCAAGGCAACAACACCAAGAGGAAUCAUCAUCAGCCAUCUUUUUCCGAAUCUGAGAACAUAAUGGGAACACGAGUCAUCACUAUCGCAGGUGAAAACAAAGGUGCUGUAAUGGAGAUCCUACGAUCUCCUUCAGGCAACAAAACCGGAGGAGCAGGAACACAUUCUAGGGUUUUAAACAACGCUGGAGAGAAAGGAAGGCGACUUCAAAGCAGCAGCAGCAGUAGCAGUGACGAAGGAGAAGGGAAGAAAAAAAGUACAAAGAACCCUAAUAAUGGCAAUCAUAGUAAUCUCCCAAUGAAAGCUUUUAUGAACAGUAACGUUCAGAUGAUAAACAACUCUAUAGUUUACAACUCGACGGCGACUCAUCACGAUCCCGGCGUUCAUCUUAAAAUCUCCCGGAAACCUGGCUCCGGCAAUGGUUUCCACUUCCAAGAUUACGGUAAUGGUGGAUACACCAACUGA